Molecule: messenger RNA, 2124 nt
Organism: Corapipo altera (White-ruffed manakin)
Lineage: Eukaryota; Metazoa; Chordata; Aves; Passeriformes; Pipridae
Gene: NSDHL
Product: NAD(P) dependent steroid dehydrogenase-like
Exons: 7
Coding region: 480-1520 (346 amino acids)
Biological process (GO): steroid biosynthetic process
Molecular function (GO): 3-beta-hydroxy-Delta5-steroid dehydrogenase (NAD+) activity
Source: RefSeq, a predicted model, not a curated record
GGGGGAUGUUGGGAGGGCCCUGGGGGUUGUGGGGAGGUCUUGGGGGGCUUUGGGGAAGGUCCUGGGGGUGAUGAGAAGGUUCUGCAGGCCAUGGGGAGGAUCCUGGAGGAUGUGGGGAAGGUCCUAGGGAUUGUGGAAAGGGCACUGGGGAAGGUCCUGCUGUUUUUGGAAAGGUCCUGGGGGCACUGGGAGUGUCCUGGAGGCCAUGGGGAAGGGUUCUGGGAAUGUGGGAAAGGUCCUGGAGGCACUUGGGAAGGUCCAGGGGGAUGUGGGGAAAGUCUCUGUCUCCAGCACAUCCAUUGGCUUUUUUUUUUUUUUUUUUUUAGCAAAACAAGGAGAAUGAACUCCCUUUUUUCAUCUUUCUUCAGCAUAACAGGUUCAAACUUGGAUUUCUGGAUUCAGAAACGUGGGAUUUUAUUGUGAAGAAGAAAAUAUCCUCCUUUUUUGCAGGAAUCUGGUGGACAGGCCUCACCUGAGCCAUGGCCACACGUCUCAGAUCGGCUGGCAGGAGGUGCACUGUGAUCGGGGGUUCGGGGUUCCUGGGGCGGCACAUGGUGGAGCAGCUCCUGGACAGGGGUUACUCCGUCAACGUCUUCGACAUCCAGCAGAGCUUCGAGAGCGACCGAGUGAAGUUCUUCCUGGGAGACCUCUGUGACAAGGAGGCUCUGCUCCCAGCUUUGCAAGGCGUGUCCAUGGCCUUUCACUGUGCAUCCCCAGCACCUUCCAGUGACAACAGGGAACUGUUUUACAAGGUGAAUUUUAUGGGAACCAAAGCAGUCAUUGAGGCCUGCAAAGAAGCUGGAGUGCAGAAACUGGUGUUAACCAGCAGUGCCAGUGUAGUUUUUGAGGGCACAGACAUAAAAAAUGGAUCAGAAGACCUCCCUUAUGCACAGAAACCUAUUGACUACUACACAGAGACCAAGAUCCUCCAGGAGAAGGAAGUGCUCAGUGCAAACGACCCAGACAACAAUUUCCUCACCGUUGCCAUUCGGCCCCACGGAAUAUUCGGUCCCAGAGACCCUCAGCUGGUUCCCAUCCUCAUCCAGGCAGCCAAGAGGGGCAAAAUGAAGUUCAUCAUCGGGGAUGGAAAGAACCUGGUGGACUUCACCUACGUGGAAAACGUGGUCCAUGGGCACAUCCUGGCUGCGGAAAAGCUGCAGAAAGGCUCUCCCCUGUGUGGGAAGGCCUUUCACAUCACCAACGAUGAGCCAGUUCCCUUCUGGGCCUUCAUGUCCCGCAUCUUGACCGGCUUGGACUACGACCCUCCCAAGUACCACAUCCCCUACUGGCUGGCCUAUUACCUGGCCCUGCUGCUGGCCCUGCUGCUGGGGCUGCUCAGGCCCCUGGUGACCAUCAAGGCCACCUUCACCCCCAUGAGGGUGGCCCUGGCUGGGACAUUCCACUACUACAGCUGCGAGAGGGCCAAGAGGGACAUGGGGUACAGGCCUGUGGUGGGGCUGGAGGAGGCCAUAGCCAGGACCCUGCAGAGCUACCCCCACCUGCGCCGGGCCAGGGCCUGAGCAGCCCUGCAGGGACUCCUUCCAGCUUGAUUUUCCAUGAUUUUUGUGAUGUCUUGCUGUGGGCACUGAAGGAAAUGUCACCAAGUCCCAGGAACGGGGAGUUUCCCCCCCCCCAAGUUCCUCCUCGCCGCUACCUGGGCUGAAAAACCCUCACACAGGAGCUGUUCUAACAGUUCUUUGAGGUGACUUCUUGUUUCGAGCCAGCUGCUGAACUCUCUGGACUGUGAAUAAACACCCUGCUGUGCCCUCUUCAGUCCCGAGGCAGCCCAUCAGCAAUUCCUCCUCUCCUCUCCACCCUUGUCCCCAUGUUUUGUUGCUGUGGUGACAUCAGCCACCUCCUCUCAGAGCUGAGGAACCAAACCCUUCUCGUGGCUGGUCCCCUCUGGGCUUUGGCUUUGCUCUAGACAGGAGAAGCUCCUGGCAAAUAGCAGUUCUGCCACCAGCUCUGGAAUCAUUGCAGCUCAUUUGGUUUUCUCUCUGUGAUUAGUGGGUGAUUUGGCUUCUUCCUGAAGGAAACCUGAGGAAAGGCCUCUCUUUGUUCCUUUGGUCCUGCAGGAGCCUAUUUCUGUUCCAAGAAGAACUCAAGUAAAUCACAAAGAGAUGA